Molecule: messenger RNA, 3307 nt
Organism: Dicentrarchus labrax (European seabass)
Lineage: Eukaryota; Metazoa; Chordata; Actinopteri; Moronidae
Gene: cep41
Product: centrosomal protein 41
Exons: 9
Coding region: 945-1994 (349 amino acids)
Biological process (GO): cilium assembly; protein polyglutamylation
Cellular component (GO): ciliary basal body
Source: RefSeq, a predicted model, not a curated record
GUGAAUCGUGUUUUAUCUUUCUACUCUACUACAUGCACUUAGUUCCAUGUACUCAUACAUGUCACAUGUUUUGUGUUAUGUCUUCAGCUGUGGUUUUCAUGUGAAAACACAACCUUGAAAGCAAGAGGUGUUUGAUUGUGGCUGGAUUUUUUUCCAUUACCAAACCCACCACCUCCAAGUCUUUUAACUCUUAGUCUCUGAGAUUCACAAUUCACAAUGGGUUCCUUUAUACAUAGGAACAGCUUCAAUGUCUUCCUAAAGGACACUUCCACAAGCUUGGAUCAAAGUUUUGACCCUGUAAGGCUGCUAGAUUGCUUCCCUAGACUGUGGGACCAGUGACAUUAGUUCAGUCCACUGGCGUAUUAUAAACACUUUCCAUUCUGCCCAAAUGCAAAUAGGUGGAUCAAAUAUCCCAGUUUGGCAGGAUUGUGUAAAACUCACACAUGAUCCAACUCCAGCUAAAUAAGCCCUCCUAAGGGUCUUUUUCUUAGUCGUGUGGAUGAGAACUAUUUACUGUUCACUUAAGGUAAGAUUUGCCAACUUUGCACUUCAUUUUCCCAAGGAUCUGUGGGUUUCUCUUCUCUGUCUGCCCGUGUACUUCAAGAGGUAAACUGGAGAAGUCCUGACCCACUGAUAUUUCCCAGUUAAAUAAGUUCUUUGUGGACAGUGGUCGUUUUGUGCUGACCCGUCCUCUGAUUUCUCAGGGAUAAGUGACACUGAUUCCUUCCCUCUCCAAUGGAGGAUUGUGCUGCCGUCCACAAUAAUUCCUGUGUGAGUGGACACAAACUAUCGGGACAUGCUGUUCAGGUGCCAGCAAGGAGUCUUUGAGAAAGUGUGCGCUAGUGAGGUCACACUGUGGAUAAUACCAGUAUCAGUAGCGCAGAUAAAGCUGCCUGAGUGGCCUGAUUUGGGCGUAGUAGUGGCAGCUUUGGCUGGAAGGUAGCAUGGGAACAGAACGGGUAGAUCUAAAGUUUAGUGAGGCUUUAGAAGGGGAUGAGGAAAAGGAGGAUGUGCAAGACCCAGAUUACAGGUAUCGAAAAGAUGAAAUCUUCAAGCGGUUAAAGGUUACAACAUUUGCACAAUUGGUACUUCAGGUGGCCUCUGUAUCAGACCUGAAUGAAAGUGAUGAUGGCGAAUCACAUGGGCCAGAGGACAGUCUGUCAGUGGUGUCUGAUGCAGACCUCGAGUGUCUGUCUGAACACAUCAACGGCUCCCCACAGGCGUCACCUCUUUCAGAUCGGCAGGAUGACGGAUACACCCGGGAAAUGUGCUACUCUGCCAGGUCAACGCUGCUAAGCGUUAUUAGUGGUGUGGGAGAGCUGAACCUCGACAGGAACAACCAGAAGAUGAAGAAUGAGUCUGUGUUCAGCCCCGAACCAGCUGACAGGCCCUAUCCCGACUGCCCUUACCUGCUGCUGGACGUACGCGACAGGGACCAAUACGACCGCUGCCACAUCAUCAGCGCACACAGUUUCCCCAUAGCCACGCUCUCUCGAACAAUGAACCCCUACACCAAAGAAGUGCUGGAAUAUAAAAAUGCCGCAGGGAAGAUCCUCAUUGUGUAUGAUGAGGAUGAGAGAAUAGCCAGCCAGGCAGCCACUGUCAUGUGCGAACGAGGGUUUGAGAAUCUGUUUAUGCUGUCUGGAGGUCUCAAGGUAAUCGCUCAGAAGUUUCCAGAAGGGAUGACGACAGGCUCCAUCCCGACCUCAUGCCUGUCCUCUCCUACGUCAUCGAAGGUCAAGAAGAGUUCUUUGCCGCACCAGCCGUCGCUGGCCGCAGAGAGGAAGUGGCGGUUUACAUCAGACGAGCUGGCCAAGAUCCAGGAGCAGCUGGAGGAGAUACUCAUCCCCAGUAACUCCAACUCCCGCAUGUCCAGCCGCAUGUCAUCCAGCAGCUCCCAGUCUAAAGCAACCAGCGCUCAGAGUCGACGCAGUUCCUCUACAGCUGGGGGAGGGGACAGCGCCAGGAUUCAGAGCUGUAGACCCUGGAAAUAAAACCAUCACCCACUCAACCACACAGAUACUAACAAACAUACCUCCAACAGAAAGUCCAUUUAUUUCAGGGUGCAUUUUUCCGCUCCAUAAUUGUAAAGAAACACACCUCCGGUCCCAGUCUGCAAAAUAAUCCACAAUACUGCUUCAGUCAGAAGUGGAAAGGACACCACAUCUACUUUAUUAAAGCAACUUUGUUACGUACCCAUGUAUACUUGUGUUUCUGGCGCCCGCUAGCAUCUUUUAUUCCAGAAUUUCCUCUGACACAGAUGCUGAAUCUAGGUUUUGUGUUUUUCAGUUUAGGAAACUGCACACACCGGGGUAAAGUAAUUGACACUACACAAAACCUAAUUAACUAACUAAUUAAGACUGGAGAACAGUAUGAAAUUUACAAAUAAAAAAAUCUAUAGGAACAGAACAAAGAAGACUCAUCGGUAAUCAGUGUAAUACUGCACUGUCAAACUGUAGCAUUUUCCCAUUAACGUUUUCUGUAUAUGUAUUUUUGAAUGUCUGCACAGUGAUGAAUCUUUUUGCACUCAGAAUAAAUUUUCAUGUAACACUAUUCUCAUUAUGGCUUUCCUAAAAGAUUUUCUUUCCCUGGAUUAAAUGUGGACAUGACAUGAAGGAUGUGCUGGGAAUGUACAGUAUGUAUUCCAUGAGAUGUAAUUUACAGUAUAUAGAUAGUGUUACAGAGGUUGAUCCAUUUUGUAAAAUGAAGAAAAGCUGCGCUGUAUUUUUGUAAUUUUCUCCAUAUUGUCAGGAUGUCUUAUUGUGAUUUCUAAACCGGCGAUGCACCAAAAGCCUUUAUGUGCAACUUCGUCCGCUUAUGCUGUUACCUGACUCUGUGUGUGUGUGUGUGUGUGUGUGUGUGUGUGUGUGUGUGUGUGUGUGUGUGUGUGUGUGUGUGUGUGUGUGUGUGUGUGUGUGUGUGUGUGUGUGUGUGUGUGUGUCAAUCAAAGUACUGUAAUUUGCAAUCACACUUACUGAUUAGUUCAAGCCAAUCAUCACAAAAUCGCAGUUUCACUAGAGGAACACAAUGGGCUUUUUGUCAUGGCUGUAACAGAAUUACAUGUAGCACUUCAGCACCCACAAAUGCAUUCGUAAAACAGUAUUGUUGACUUGUGGCCUUUUGUUUUGUUGGCAUUGUAGUGACGUGUUGCAUGGUUCUUGGUUCAUUUUAAUGAAAUCACAGACUACACUCCACAGCCCUUUUUUGUGACAAGUAAUUUGUUUUCACCAUCAGUCUUAACUCACAUGAACCAUUUGAUCACAUGAUUUUGCUUGUAAAUGGAUUUCAAAUAAAGUGUAUAAUUGUU